This is a messenger RNA of Cladocopium goreaui, 1215 nucleotides long. The record is from the annotation of a GenBank genome assembly. Lineage: Eukaryota; Dinophyceae; Suessiales; Symbiodiniaceae.
AUGGUUCCAGGAACAGAAUGGAAUUGGAAUAGCUGGCGAAAUGUGAAGUUUCAGAAGGAUGGCACCUUUGAUGCUCCGACCAAUGACUGCCAAAGAGGUCAGUGCAAAUGGUCAGCCAACAAGGGCAAGGUCUUUGUGCUCUGGGGUCAAGCUGGACUUCACGAAUUGGAAAUCGUUGGGGAAACGCCCACCGAACAAAAUCAGCAGAAGAUGCAGGGCCUCCAAAUGAGGGGUAUUCGCGUCUCUGACGGCGAUAGAUGCUCGGCACUUUUCCAGAGAGUCUAUGACCAUGAAGCUGCUGAGCUGGACAAGGACCUCUAUGAGAUCCUAGGCCUUCAGGAUGAUGCUGAUGAAGCAGACAUCAAGAAGGUCUAUAGAAAGCUGUCCAUCAAGUAUCAUCCGGACAAAAAUCCGGAUGAAGAGUCCAAGAGGAAAUUUGCGGAAGUUCGGGAUGCGUACGAGAUCCUGAACGAUCCGGACAAAAAGAUCCUCUACGACACUGGUGGGAUGGAGGCCGUCAAAAAGGGGGAAAAGGGCGAAAUUGAGAAAGGUGAAGACGCAAGAGCCAAUCUGGCUGUGAGUCUCGAAGACCUCUACAAUGGCGGCGGUCGCCGAGCCGAGAUCCAGCGACGGAUCGUGUGCCGCGGCUGCCGAGUUAGGCCCGACAGCCCCAAGUGUCAGGGAUGCGGUCGUUGCCCCAAUGAAGUGAGGAUGGUAAAUCGUCAGGUGGGUCCUGGCAUGUUCAUGCAGCAACAGGAGGAAGUCCCCAGUAAAGAGAAGUGUAAACAGGAGAUGGCAGUGAUCGAUGCCCAGAUUGAAAAAGGCAUGCGGGACGGCGAGAGCCUCACCUUUCCACGGAUGACGGAUCAGAGGCCCGGCAUCAUCCCGGGUGCCAUGAUCUUGACGUUGAAGGUGGCCAAGCACGAGACCUUUGAACGUCGCGGCGAUGAUCUCCACAUGAACGCCAAGGUGACCCUCCGGGAGUCGCUACUGGGAUGGAGCAAAACCAUCCGGCAUAUGGAUGGCCACACCAUUGAGAUAGGCACUGAUAGCAUCACCAAGCCCUUCCAGGUGAUCAAGGUGAAGGGUGAGGGCAUGCCUUUCAGGGAUGAUCCGGCGAGUUUCGGAGAUCUCUAUGUGAAAGUGGAAGUCGUAUUCCCACGGACUCUCACCGGAGCGCAGCAGGACCAGAUCACCCAAAUCUUCACCGCUUAG